AUGUCUUUAAAUUACAUCAAGAACUUCUAUGAAGGAUGUCUCAGGCCUCCAACAGUGAUUGGUCAGUUCCAUACCCUUUUCUUUGGCUCAGUUCGAAUGUUUUUCCUUGGUGUUUUGGGCUUUGCAGUUUAUGGAAAUGAGGCCUUGCACUUCAGCUGUGAGCCAGACAAGAGGGAGGUUAAUCUCUUCUGUUACAACCAGUUCAGGCCCAUAACUCCUCAGGUAUUCUGGGCAUUACAGCUAGUGACGGUUCUGGUACCUGGAGCAGUGUUUCAUCUUUAUGCUGCAUGUAGAAACAUCGAUCAGGAAGAUAUCCUCCAAAAGCCCACCUAUACUGUUUUUUAUAUCCUCUCUGUUCUGUUAAGGAUUGUCCUUGAAGUUGUGGCUUUUUGGCUUCAGAGUCAUCUCUUUGGCUUCCAAGUGAACCCACUCUACAGGUGUGAUGCAGGAGCCCUUGACAAAAAGUUUAAUAUUACCAGAUGCAUGGUGCCGGAACACUUUGAAAAGACAAUUUUCCUCAUUGCUAUGUACGCUUUUACUGUGAUUACAGUGGUGUUGUGUGUUGCUGAGAUUUUUGAGAUCUUAUGUAGGAGGCUGGGUUUUUUAAAUAAUCCGUGA
Messenger RNA from Emys orbicularis (European pond turtle), 618 nucleotides. RefSeq names its product gap junction protein epsilon 1 (gene GJE1). The record is from RefSeq and is a predicted model, not a curated record. The coding region runs from base 1 to 618 and encodes 205 amino acids. Gene Ontology annotation, molecular function: gap junction channel activity. Gene Ontology annotation, biological process: cell-cell signaling. The transcript is spliced from 3 exons. Lineage: Eukaryota; Metazoa; Chordata; Testudines; Emydidae. Gene Ontology annotation, cellular component: connexin complex.